Messenger RNA from Helicoverpa zea (corn earworm), 2668 nucleotides. RefSeq lists its product as uncharacterized. The coding region runs from base 160 to 2514 and encodes 784 amino acids. Gene Ontology annotation, cellular component: cytoplasm. Gene Ontology annotation, molecular function: mannosyl-glycoprotein endo-beta-N-acetylglucosaminidase activity. Gene Ontology annotation, biological process: protein deglycosylation. The transcript has 9 exons. The record is from RefSeq and is a predicted model, not a curated record. Lineage: Eukaryota; Metazoa; Arthropoda; Insecta; Lepidoptera; Noctuidae.
UUGUCAAACUGACUGCUAACGUGACGUGCGUGAGUGACCUGCAGCACGUAAACAAACAACUUUUACCGCAAUAAUAUUUAUUUUAUUUUAUGUAUUAAUUAAGUGAACAAGUGAGAUUCGGCAGAGUUCGGAGAUCAGUGCGGAAACAUUGUCUCAGACAUGUCGAACGUUGAAAACCCUCAAAAGGGAAUUACAGACCGAAAUAGAUCAAAAGUUGAGACACGAUUUGUCUGCAAACCUCUCGAUUGUUACAGUGAAGUAAUGCUUUUCUUAGAAAAUCCACCACCUUGGAGAACUUUAUGUAAAGAAUUGACACCGCAUAGUGACCAAGUAAUACGAAAUAUAGAAAUAAAUAGACAUUCCCUUUAUCGUACACUCGAAAAGCCCGAAAAUUUCUGUCAUUUUGAUCCAGAUGCAGAUGAAGUCAAACGACACGACUCUAAAGACUUACCCAAGACAUUGCUAUGCCAUGACAUGGCUAAUGGCUAUCACGACGAUAGUAUAAUUGAGGGAACCAGUCAAUUUGAUGCAUACACAUUCUACAACUGGGCUGCCAUUGACAUAUUCUGUUACUUCAGUCACCACCUGGUGACUAUACCACCCGUCGGGUGGAUCAAUGUUGGUCAUGCCCAUGGGGUGAAAGUUAUUGGUACUAUAAUUUCCGAGUGGGCAGAGGGCAUCACAUUUUGGGACGAGGUGCUAGCGUCCGAGGCACAGUAUCGAACUGUAGCUAAUGCACUGGUGGCCAUUGCCAAGACCCUGAAAUUUGAUGGAUAUCUACUUAAUGUUGAAAACAAGGUGAACAAGCCAGACAUGCUGCUGCAGUUUGUGCGCUACCUGCACCGGCUGGUGCACGAGGAGCUGCCUCAUGGCACGCUCAUCUGGUACGACAGCGUCACCGUGCAGGGCAACCUCAACUGGCAGAACAGUCUCAAUGAUAAGAAUAAGGUGUUCUUCGACGCGUGCGACGGGUUCUUCACGAACUACUCGUGGUCGGUGGAGGACGUGAAGGCGAGCGCCGAGCAGGCGGGCGGCCGCCUCACCGACCUCUUCGUCGGCAUCGACGUCUGGGGACGCAACUUCUUCGGUGGCGGACAGUUCAACACGCAGUCGGCAAUAAAGGUGGUUCACGCGAUGGGCUGCUCGAUAGCGCUGUUCGCGCCCGCGUGGACGCACGAGGCACUGGUGGCCGACAAGCCCGACCAGAACAACGUGGUCUUGGCCGAGGAGCUGAGCCCCUACAAGAAGUACCUCCUGCGCGACCGCGCCUUCUGGGGCAGCAUCUGGCCCUUCCUGAACACGCGCGUGCCCUGCCACUUGCCCUUCCAGACUUCCUUCUGCCGAGGACAGGGCAAGAAGCGCUGCCUCUACGGCGAGGUGCUGAGUCCGUCGCCGUGGUACAACCUGCGCCACCAGCAGUACCAGCCCAACUCCGCGCACGGCCCUCACGGCUACCUGCUCACGUCGGUGGAGCAGCUGGCCAAGGUGCAGCGCCAGGCGCAGUACAAGGACAAGAAGGGCAUCAUCCGCGUGCGCGCCUCCUUCCAGCAGAGCCGCCACGAGCUGCACACCGUCAGCAGGGAGGCCGCCCAGCACAUCAACGCUAGCCAGUCCGACCCCGAGCCCAGCGCCGACAGCUCGCGCCGCGCCGACGACACCUCCUCCGACACCGCCUCCGAGUCCGACUACAAGACUAACGUCAGAAAUAAAGUGAAGGCCUUGAAAGACAUGUUUAAACAAAAAACCACGAGAAUCAUGAGUCCGGACGAGGCGAGCACGGCGCAGCCGCGCGACGGCGCCAGGUCGAGCGCGGCCUCCAGCGUGGGCUCCAGCACGGCGGCCAGCCAGGCCGACCUGUCCAUGGUGCAGAUGUCGGUGAACCUGCGCCUGGGCCAGAGCGACAAGUCGCGCUACUGCCUGGGCUACGUGCGCGACGAGCGCGAGUGCCUGGAGCUGUACCACUACGACUGCUUCACGGGCGGCGCCUGCCUCAAGGUGUCGCCGUCCGACAAGAUGUGCACGGAGCACCGCAUGACGCGGCUGCUGUACUGCGACUUCCCGUGCGCGGAGGCGCUGGUGGUGUGCGUGGUGACGAAGCGGCUGAGCCAGUACGCCGAGCAGACGCUCAACGUGCGGCUGGCGAUGCGCAACGCGGCGGGCGAGGAGCUGUGCGUGGUGCUGACGGGGCGCGCGCUGGCGCAGACGGCGCGGCUGGACGCGCGGGCGGCCGGCAUCAAGCACGUGUACCCCACCGCCCGCGCCGCGCUCGCCGAGCUGCGCGCCUACCUGCUGCUCGCGCAGCCCGGCUUCUACGUGCCCAUCGACAACCUCUUCGGCUGGACCGUCAGGUACUACGAGGUGCCGGUGCCGGGCUCGCGCGUCACGUCCAUCAACCUGCGCACGGGGCUGCCGCAGGGCGGCAUCCUGCUGGGACACCUCGGCAUCUGCCACAAAACGUCUGAGGCGUGGAACAGCGUAACAUCAGCUCGACAUGACUCCGGAUUCACCGACUAGUUCUGCUCGCAUUACAUAUUCCUGGAUAAUUGAAUAUUUAGCCACAUUUUAUCAUUGCUAAUCUUUAAAAAAAAUAAUUACUAUAGUAUAUACUAUUUUUUGAAAUAUUAUAUUAUGUACAAAUGAAUGAUUAAUAUAUUCAAGUUGUUAUCAA